Messenger RNA from Penicillium canescens, 868 nucleotides. RefSeq lists its product as uncharacterized. Lineage: Eukaryota; Fungi; Ascomycota; Eurotiomycetes; Eurotiales; Aspergillaceae. The transcript has 4 exons. Bases 1 to 495 code for a protein of 164 amino acids. The record is from RefSeq and is a predicted model, not a curated record.
AUGGAACUCGCCACGUUCUGCGAGCUGUUCGCCCAGCUUCGCGAAACCACUGGCGAGCGCUGCGGCAGUGCGCGCGAAUUCGUUGAUCAUAAUGCCAUCGCGCCCGGAUCGAUUGGCGAUCGAGCACACAUCGCGAUCUUGCUGACACAGAUCGGACCGGAAUAUGUCCUGAUUGUGGAUGCCAUUCAGAAUGACAAGGAUCCGGCAGCGUCUGGCCCGUACGUCCAUACGGUGCAGCAGACUGCCAAGAAAUGCCGCCAUGUGGCCGCGCAGUGCUGGAAGAAACAGCGAGAAGUACAGCCGUCCAGGGACCAUGCCCUGAAGGCUGAACGGACCAGAUGGGAGAUCGGCAGGGCCCGCCGACUUCAUGAGACCGAGGAUCAGUAUCGUGAGGGCGAGGGUGACGACCCUUUAUACCCACGCACCGCAACCCCGGUGGAUCCUGGACUCGGCCGCCACCAGCCACAUCUGCUGGGACCGGGGCUGCUUCAGUAGUCUGCGGCCCUACCGCGAGAUGCUGGACACGGCGGGCGAUCCAGUGGAGCCGAAGGGAUUGGUACGGUGAAGCUCACGCCGCGGGGGAAGUGCAACCAACCCCUGGUGUUAAAGAAUGUGUACUUCGCGCCACGCGUCGGGAUGAACCUGAUCAGCGUGCCGAAGCUGUUGCGAGGCCGCUACUCGGUGGUGGCGCACCCGCAGAACGUCUUUGUGCAACGCCGAGGACGGACGGUGGGGACCGCUUACCACGCGGAGGAGGAUCUCCUGAUCCUGUGGUGCCAUGUGAGCAAAAGGUCUCGAGAGCGAGUCCAACUGGCGAGGGCGCCGACGACCCGUGACCAUGCAGAUUCCCUGGAACCGCAGGCGGUGG